Messenger RNA from Danio rerio (zebrafish), 2696 nucleotides. It is a transcript of the gene mien1, whose product is annotated as migration and invasion enhancer 1. The record is from RefSeq and is marked reviewed. Lineage: Eukaryota; Metazoa; Chordata; Actinopteri; Cypriniformes; Danionidae. Gene Ontology annotation, cellular component: plasma membrane; cytosol.
AAAUAAGCGGUUUCACAGACGCGGAAGCAGCAGCACGCAGUGACGCAGCUCUGCAGAUAUGGGUGUACAAAUAAAAGUUGAAUAUUGUGGUGGAUGAGGGUACGAGCCCCGCUAUCAGGAGCUCAAGCGGGUCGUCACUGCUGAGUUCACUGAUGCGGAUGUGAGUGGCUUCGUCGGCCGCCAAGGGAGCUUUGAGAUCGAGAUCAAUGGACAGCUGAUUUUCUCAAAGCUGGAAACCAGUGGCUUCCCCUAUGAAGAUGAUAUCAUGGGUGUAAUCCAAAGAGCCUAUGAUGGCCAGCCAGUGGAGAAGAUCACCAAGAGCCAACCACCCUGUGUCAUCCUCUAAUGCUACACAUUUUAACCCUUCACUAUUGGCUCUCAAUUGAACAUCUUCAUGUUAAAGAGAUAGUUCACCCAAAAAUGAAACAAUGCUGUUAUUAUCUCAUCCUCAGGCCACCCAAGAUGUAAGGGACUGUUUUUUUCUUCUUCUUAAGUAUAACAUUAAAGAAGAUUAUUAGCUAAAACAGUUGUCAAUAGCCCCUUUCAUGCAUACAGACUUCUCUGAUUUUAUUUUGUGGCAUUUAGAGGUUGUGUAACAUUACAAAAUAAUGUUCCGGUAAUGUUACAGGAGUUUGUUCUGUCUGAAAGAGGCUUUGAUGAUAAUAAGUGCAAUUUCAAUAAGUGCAAGACAGUGCUGUAGUCACUUAAAGAGUAAAAAAAAACACAUACAGCCAAAACAAAAGUAUUACCCAUGGGCUGCUGAUGGCACAUUUAUUGAUCAGAUCAUCAAGGACCAAGGUUUCUGUUUAAAAUCUUUACUGACAAAUCUCUUUGAUGACCUGGGAUGACUAAGUUAACAGCAAGUUUUAUAUUUUUGGUUGCACUAUUCAUUUAAGAUUUCAAACAAUUCAGUCUGCAUAACUUUAUAAGGGAAGAAGUAUAAACAUCUAGAGAUCCUUGAAUGUCACCUGCUUCACUCUGCCUGUCUGGAUGCUGGACGUAAAUGAUUACCGUAACUCUAAAAUAAGCAGUUAUGGUAUGAGAACUAAAGUCCACGUAUCCAUUAAACAGAAAGAGUAAGACUGGUGAUGGUGAGGAGGAGGCCAGUGGAAGGGUUAAUGAAUUAACUAAAAGGUUUCUUUUUAAAGUUAAAGCCACAUUGCCUACUGAGGUCACUGUUCAUCUGUGGCUGGUUGUUUUUUGUGUGUGUUUGUGGGUUUAUAUACAAAAAUAUAUGCUAUGAUGCACUAAAGUACUGGUCACACUUUACAAGUAAGCUUCUUUUAGUAACUGUACAGAAUUUAUUAAUCCUACUUCAACAUCAACGAAUGUGUUAUUAAAUUCCAAUGUUUUGCUUGUUAACACGAAUUAAUGCAACUUGAGAUAAACAAAGAUUAAUAAAUGCUGUCAUAAAUCUAUUCAUGUAAGUAAAUGCACUAAAUAGAAACUUAUUGUAUAGUGUAACCAAUGUACUGAAUCUUUUGCUGCAAGAAAGGAAUGUCUAAAACAGGGGUGCCCGAACUCAGUUUUGGAGGGCCGGUGUCCUGCAAAGUUUAGUUCCAACCCCAAUCGGUUACACCUGGGCUAGCUAAUCAAGCUCUUAUUAGGCUUUCUAGAAACAACCAAGGUGUUUUAAGACAAGUUGGAGAUAAAAUCUGCAGGACACCAGCCCUCUAAGAACGAGACAGCCCUGGUCUAAAGCUUGAAUGCCUGAAAUCGCAAUAGUUUAGUGUGUCUGAGUGGAAAAAAUGGUCAUUUUUCUAGUGUCCUUUUUUUUUCCAUUAUCUCAUAUCAGCAUGAAAACAUCUUAGAUAAAUUACUUUCAUAUUGGUGAUUAAUUGAAAUGUAAGUGUCAAGUACUGUAGGGCAUGUUUUGGGCCAAUUUUGCUUGGAUGUCAAAGCUCAGGGUAUUGCCUCUCAUAAGCAUUUAAGUAUUAAAGCAUGGGUCGCAAACUCAAUUCCUGGAGAGCCGCAGCUCUGCACAGUUUUGCUCCAAUUCUAAUCAAACACAGCUGAUCCAACUUAUCAAGGUGUUUUAAAGAGUCUUGAACAGCUUGGUUAGUUGCAUCAGCUGUGUUUGAUUAGAAUUGGAGCAAAACUGUGCAGAGCUGCGGCUCUCCAGGAAUUGAGUUUGAGAUCCAUAUUACCCAUAGUACCUCCAGAUCAAACCAAACAGCAAGACUUGUAUGAUCUACUGCCCACAUGUUUGUUUUGUGUUUUUAGAAACUACUGAAGUUCCCAAUUAUGUAAUGUGAGGUUAGUAAAAUAAUUCGGCUCCUUAAAUAACAUGUUUGAUGCAUGAUUUCAUUAAUUUGAAACAAUUUAAAAUCUCCUAUGACCUGAAUGUGCCUGUACCAUUGCAUUUUACAUAAUCUUUAUUGUUACACAUGUUCUGCAUACAUCAUCAUAUUCUGUUAUUCCAAAUGAACGGUUAGUUUAAUUAUAGGGGUGCUGGCAUUAUGUUCACAUGGUCUCAUGCACAAAGAUCUGUAAUUACAUGGGUUUUAAUUGAAGUAGACUGCAAUAGGAAAUUACUGUCAGGAAUUAAUAGUCUCUUUAAUUAUUAAACCUAAUUCAGUGUAGUGGAAUGGAAGUUUCUUGUAGUGUUUGAGAGCAUAGUGAUGUUUAGAUGCAUAUUUAACUUUGUUUUGUCUUUAAAUAUGUUGUUGAUUUCAAAUAAAAAGAACUGAACAAUU